This is a messenger RNA of Phacochoerus africanus (Common warthog), 1418 nucleotides long. RefSeq names its product peroxisomal succinyl-coenzyme A thioesterase-like. NCBI's taxonomy places the organism in Eukaryota, Metazoa, Chordata, Mammalia, Artiodactyla, Suidae. Gene Ontology annotation, cellular component: peroxisome. The record is from RefSeq and is a predicted model, not a curated record. Gene Ontology annotation, biological process: acyl-CoA metabolic process; fatty acid metabolic process. Gene Ontology annotation, molecular function: fatty acyl-CoA hydrolase activity.
AUGGCAGCGACUGUGGUGCUGGAGCCUGCGGGUCGCUGUCGCUGGGACGAGCCGGUGCGCAUCGCUGUGCGCGGCCUGGCUCCGGGGCAGCGGGUCACGCUGCGCGCGUCCCUGCGCGACGAGAAGGGCGCGCUCUUCAGGGCCCACGCGCGCUACUGCGCCGACGCCGACGGCCAGCUGGACCUGGCGCGCGCGCCCGCGCUGGGCGGCAGCUUCGUGGGGCUCGAGCCCAUGGGGCUCCUCUGGGCUCUGGAGCCCGAAAAGCCUUUUUGGCGGUUUGUGAAGCGGGACGUGCAGACGCCCUUCGCCGUGAAGCUGGAGGUGUUCGACGGCCACGAGCCCGAGCCUCAGGCGGAGCAGCUCCUGGGCGUGGCAGUGCACGAGCGCGACUUCCUGCCGCCCGGGGUUCGGCGGGAGCCGGUGCGCGCGGGCCGGGUGCGGGCCACGCUCUUCCUACCUCCAGGACUUGGACCUUUCCCAGGGAUCAUUGACAUUUUUGGUAUGGGAGGAGGCCUGUUGGAAUAUCGGGCCAGUCUUCUAGCUGGCCAUGGCUUUGCUACCUUGGCGCUAGCUUACUGCGACUUUGAAGAUCUCCCCAAGAAAUUCGACACCAUACAUCUGGACUACUUUGAAGAAGCCCUGUGCUACAUGCUUCAACACACCCAGGUAAAGGGCCCAGGCAUUGGGCUUCUGGGAAUUUCUUUAGGGGCUGAUAUUUGUCUCUCCAUGGCCUCAUUUUUGAAGAACGUCUCAGCCACAGUUUCCAUCAAUGGAUCUGGAUUUAAUGGAAACAAACCCAUAUACUACAAGGAGACUAGCAUCCCACCAUUGGGCCAUGACCUGAGGAGAGUGAAGGUAGCUUUCUCAGGCCUCCUGGACAUUGUGGAUAUAAGGAAUGAUAUUGUGGGGGGAUGUGAGAACCCCUGCAUGAUUCCAAUAGAGAAGGCCCAGGGGCCCAUCCUCUUCAUUGUUGGUCAGGAUGACCAUAACUGGAGGAGUGAGUUAUAUGCCCAGAUAGCCUCAGAACGGUUACAGGCCCAUGGAAAGGGAAAAGCCCAGAUCAUCUCUUACCCUGGGACUGGGCAUUACAUUGAGCCUCCUUACUUCCCCAUGUGUCCAGCUUCCCUGCACAGAUUACUGGACAAACCGGUGAUCUGGGGUGGGGAACCCAGAGCUCACUCUAAGGCCCAGAUAGAUGCUUGGAAGCAAAUUCUAACCUUCUUCUCCAAACACCUUGGAGCUUCCCCCAAAUUGUAAUGCACUGGUCUGUUAUUUGACAAGAGAGAUUCAAGAUCAGAUUUUAGUGUUUAAUAUUUUUUCUGUGAAUCAACUAUCCUCUGGGUAACAUUAAACUCUUGUCAUUGGUCCAUCGUUAAAAAGUCUACAAAUAAAAAAUGCUAGAGAGUGUAUGAAGAAAA